AUGAUUUUGUUAUUUGCAAUUCUCUCAUUAAGUAUCGAUACAAAUAUUGCAGAAAAAGAAUCUUCAAGAAUAUAUGAAGGCCUCCGAAAUGGAAAACAAAUGAAAGAACUAGUUAAUGUCGAAGAAAUGAAGAAAAAUUAUCCAGCUUCAAAAGAUUUUAUCAAUACAGUAGAAGGUAUUGGAUUUCCUAAGUUAGAUUGUUAUUCUGAUGUUCUUAAAGAUCUUCAAUAUAAUUGUGAUGUUUUAACAGAAUCACAAAGAGAACUAUUAGCUCUUAAAUUUACGAAAUGCUACUUUAAUAUAACAAACAGACUAGAGCAAUUUCCACAUGAGCUUCCAGAAUCCCAACAAAUUCAGAAUAUGUCUUUAGCAACUUAUUCUACUUAUCAAAUUCUGAAAAUUCAUGUUACUCAUUUAUGUUAUUUUGCAAGAGAUACCCUAAUGAAUUCAAUUACAUCAGAUAGACUUAUUUAUCUCUUCGAUUGCGUAGUAUCAUCUUCAAAAUCGAUAGAAUCAUAUUCAAACGAGUUCGAGCAAACAUCCACACAGUUACAAGGAACUGUAGCCGAUAUAAACGAGAAAUUACAGAAAGGAAAAGAGUCAAUGGAUUUAAUUGUGAAAUUAAUCUCGAAUUUUCAAGAUAGAUUAGGAAGUAUUACACAUUUUCUUGAAAAAGCAAAUAACACAAUUAAUUCUCUAUCUCUUUAUAUAAUUGUUCUUCUUUGCACGUUUACAAUUGCAUAUUAUCUUCCAGAAACUCUAAUUCCUGUUAUUAUAUUAACAUUAGCCUUGUACUUUGGUGACAAGAAGUUAAUGGGUAAAUAUGAUUGGUGGAUUGCAAGCAAAACUCGAAAAGGAUUACGACUUCUUUAUCUUGCACUCUGUGCAUCAUAUCCUGCCUAUAUAUCUGUUCUAUCUAUUCUUUCGAUUAUUAAUUCAUUCAGAAGGAAAAAACGCCAUCAUAUUUUCAAUACAGCAAAGAAACCUCUAUUUUAG
Trichomonas vaginalis G3 is the source of this 996-nucleotide messenger RNA. RefSeq names its product gamete expressed 1 family. Bases 1 to 996 code for a protein of 331 amino acids. Lineage: Eukaryota; Parabasalia; Trichomonadida; Trichomonadidae. The transcript has a single exon. The record is from RefSeq and is a predicted model, not a curated record.